UGGUAUUGGGUGCCAUGGUUAAAAUUGAUCACACCUUAGUAGCCAUAGAAACCCGGCUAAGGGUGUCAGUUUUCUCGCUUGCAAAGCCGAUUAUUAGUGCAAAUUUUCGAUAAUUUCAAGUAGCCACAAAUUACCACCGAUUCUGAGUAAUUAGCGAGCAUGUCCGAAGAAUUAACACCCAUCGCUUUGCACAAGCGGCUCAGCAUUUCACGUGAAGCCGAGCUUUUGCAAAGCUUCGUGGGGGUGCACGUUGACGAUGACGACUCAGUUUCAAAAUCUGAGGAAGUGAAAAUUGAGGAACCCAAAAGUGAGAAAGAAAUUAAAGAUGGCGAUGAUGGCAAGAAAAAAACAGACGAAUCGAUACCGCCCCCACAGGAGCUGAUGAGUGAAGAAAUCAAAAAGAAGGGGAAGAGAAGAAGGAGGCGGAAUGGCACCAGACGUGAAGAACUCUACUGUGACAAAGAUAGAGCUGCAGCUGUCAAUAUGGGGUCUAAGGACAUAAAGCAAUCCUUGAAACUAAAAAGAAAGCAAGAUCGAUCUAAAGCGCUACAAAUUCCUGAAGAGGCGGAGCCUGGCACAUUUUUGGCCUUGGGCAACUACGAAAUGUGCAGGGGGGAUCUUCAAAUUGCAAUAAAUUUUAUGUCAAAGGCUCUGGAGCUGAAUCCGACCGAGAAAAGCGCUCUCGUGGCAAGAAGUAAGUGUUACAUUCUCCUGGGUCAGCCCGAGAACGCUUUAACGGACGCUGAAACGGCCCUCAGCAUCGACAAAACCUACCUGAGGGCGAUCUACCAGAAGGCCGAAGCCCUGUACUACCUUGGAGACUUCGAGCACAGCCUGAUGUACUACCACAGGGGGCUGCACAUCCGCCCCGACCACGAGGACUUCAAACUGGGGGUGCAUAAGGCCCAGAAGGCUAUCGAAAACGCCAUCGGCUCGCCUAACGUUUUCGCUAAUUUGCUGACGCCGAAGCCUGCGUCCAGUCGGUCGGAAAAAACGAAGACGAGCACUCCGGAGUCGACAGAGUCGGGGAAAAGCGGACAGAGGACCACUCCGGGGUCCAGAGCGAAGUCGGGGCGGAAGAGCAGACUGCUGAGGGAGUUGGGGCCCGAUAAGGAGUAUCUCGAUAAUUUGAUGAAGAACCCGAAUUUGAAAUGUAAAUUCAAGGAGGAUGACUCCAGCAUUAUUAAAACUAUCGAAGAGACUGUGGAAUAUUUGAAUGCCAGGCAGGAGUUCUGGAGGCAACAAUUACCAGCACAUUUGAAAUGAUUUUACGAAGUUUAUUUUAUAAUUUGUAAAAAAUAAGUAUUAAAAUGUAGCAAUGUAAUGUUUAUAAAACAAUGAAAUAAAUAGCACGUAGCACUGAGACGAAUAUCCUUAUCGUUAAACAAAUAUUUUUACAAAUUUGAAAAGCAAAAUACUAAACAUUAAAAGCCAAACUUGGCAAUGAACUUUGUACUAAAAAUAACAAUAUUUGAGAAACGUGUUUGUGGCAAGCCCACAUUUUAGAAAAAAUGCUGUUAAAAAUUAACUUUCACGUUACAUCAGUCAAGAGUUAUGAAUACACACAAAGUAAUAAUAGUUUUAAAGAUACAUUCCAGGAGAAUUUGAUUUUUUACGAGUGAUUAUGAUUGCUGAUGAUCAAGUACGUUGAUUACAAAAACAGUGUUAU
Messenger RNA from Tribolium castaneum (red flour beetle), 1669 nucleotides. RefSeq lists its product as uncharacterized. NCBI's taxonomy places the organism in Eukaryota, Metazoa, Arthropoda, Insecta, Coleoptera, Tenebrionidae. The transcript is spliced from 3 exons. Gene Ontology annotation, molecular function: protein binding. The record is from RefSeq and is a predicted model, not a curated record. Gene Ontology annotation, cellular component: cytoplasm. The coding region runs from base 160 to 1266 and encodes 368 amino acids.